Pristis pectinata (smalltooth sawfish) is the source of this 588-nucleotide messenger RNA. Its product is annotated as chemokine-like protein TAFA-4. Gene Ontology annotation, molecular function: receptor ligand activity. The transcript is spliced from 4 exons. The record is from RefSeq and is a predicted model, not a curated record. The coding region runs from base 10 to 588 and encodes 192 amino acids. NCBI's taxonomy places the organism in Eukaryota, Metazoa, Chordata, Chondrichthyes, Rhinopristiformes, Pristidae.
UGUAUUAGGAUGAGAUUCUGUGCAAGAUCGAUGCUCCUCACUCACUGGCUGUUGCUGGUCUCUGCAUUAAUGCUUUGCUGUAGAUCUCUGACAGCUUCAAGUCACCACCCCCGAGGCCACUCAGGACAUCAGGUCAAACAGGGCACAUGUGAGGUCGUUGCUGUGCACCGGUGCUGCAAUAAGAACCGAAUUGAAGAACGGUCACAAACCGUGAAAUGCUCUUGUUUCCCAGGCCAGGUUGCUGGUACAACUCGGGCUCAGCCUUCAUGUGUUGAAGCCUCUGUAGUGAUGCAGAAGUGGUGGUGCCACAUGAAUCCCUGCCUAGAGGGUGAAGAAUGCAAGGUUCUUCCAGAUCUUUCCGGAUGGUCCUGCAGCAGUGGCAACAAGGUUAAAACCACUAAGGCAAAUGCAGAAACUCUCUUGGAAAAAGUAGAGAACUACAGGUUUAGAAGAACUAAGGAGAUCAAAGAAAUUAACAUAAAUGAACAGCGAGUAUUAGAGAAAUUAAUAGCAUUGAAAAGUGAUAUAUCUCCUGGACCUGAUGGUCUGCGUUCUAGUGUUCUAAAAGAGGUGGCUGUGGAGAUAUAA